AUAUGUCACAUGACAGAUUGCCAAGAUGGCGCUUUGUAUUGCUUAAUAGCAGAAAGUUGGAAAAUUGUGAAUAUACUGCUGCUAUUUAUUAUUCGUAAUUACAAAGGCAAUUAAAUAAACAAGCAAAUUUGAGUAACCUUAUAAGAGCAACAAAAGCUGGCGAAAAGCUUAAUAUUGAGAGAUUUAUUUGUAAAUUUGUCGUCUGCUAUUUACACCCCUUAAGAAAUUAUGGACUUUUUGGCUGAAAAUAAUCAUUGUGGUCAAACUAUUCUUCGUCUUGUUGCAAGAGGAAACGCAAUAAUAGCAGAAUUACUAAGAUUAUCAGAUUUUAUACCAAAUGUAUUCAAAACGCCUGAACAAACGAAAUACAACGAAUUGGUAUGCGAUUUCAGCUAUCUAAGAACUACAGAAGUAUUCGAAAAUAAAGUUAUUAGCAAAUCAGGUCUAGAAGAUUUGGAUGAAGAGCUAAAAGAAAAUCAUAUAGACAUUUUGACGAGAUUUUAUGGAGCUUUUGAAGGUGUUCAUAAAUAUGUUACAGAUUUAAAAAGAUUUAUCGAAGAUUUGGAUGAUGGAAUCUAUAUACAACAAACACUAGAAUCGGUUCUUUUGAAUAGCGAUGGUAAACAAUUGAUGUGUGAAUCAUUAUAUCUUUAUGGAGUUAUGCUUCUUAUUAUCGAUAUGAAAUUCGAAGGAAUUGUUAGAGAAAGGAUACUCGUCUCUUAUUAUAGAUAUAGCGGAGCAAGAUCUUCGUCCGAGUCAAACGUUGAUGAUGUAUGUCAGUUAUUAAGAAAUACUGGAUUUUCCAUGGCUAAUGGAGCGAAGAGGCCACCGCUGUAUCCCGAAAAUUAUUUUAAACGGAUACCAUUAAAUUCAACAUUUAUUACGAUGAUUUUAGGCUGUCUAAGAUCAGAUGAUAUCUAUCAUCAAAUUGCCGCCUAUCCUUUGCCCGAUCAUAGAAGUACUGCUUUAGCAACCCAAGCUUCAAUGCUCUAUGUUUGUUUAUAUUUCUCACCCGAUAUUCUUAAUAAUCAUACCGCCAAGAUGAGAGAAAUCGUUGAUAAAUACUUUCCUGAUAAUUGGGUAAUAAGUGUUUAUAUGGGAAUUAUUGUUAAUUUAAUUGACGCUUGGCAACCGUAUAAAGCGGCUAUGUACGCUUUAAACAAUACGCUGUUACCAGAAAAUGUUAAAGACAUUACUUCAAAACAAUCAAAACUUACGCAAGAACUUUUACCAAAAUGCAAGAAAUGUUUACAAGAAGGUGUACUAAGGGAAGAUUAUGUUUUAGAUUCAAUUCAAAAGCUAUUGAAUCUUAUUCGAGUUGCUAAUGUCACUUUAAGAUGGAUGAUGCUUCAUACAAAUAUUUUAACUAGUAAUAUGGAGUUGAAUAAACGUUGUAAACAACUUAGAGAUCUAGUUAUGACUGAAGGAAAGUGUAAUUUUGAUAUGAUAUUUAAAUUAUUGUUAAAUACCGCUCAAUUAGAAUUUAAAUUGAAAGAGAUGUUUAAAAAACUAUUAAACGAAAAAGAGUCUAAAUGGGAAUUUUCAAAAAAAGAGUCUAAAGAAAGAAUUGAAGAGUUAAGUGAAGUUUUUUCUGGCACAAAACCUUUGACUAGAAUUGAGAAAAAUGAUAAUCUCAAAACUUGGUUUAACGAAAUGGCUAAACAAAUUGAAUCAUUGAGUUAUGAUAAUUCAACUGCUGCUGGAAGGAAAAUUGUUCAACUUAUUCAAGCUUUAGAAGAGGUUCAAGAAUUUCACCAAUUAGAAAGUAAUAUGCAAGUUAAACAAUUCCUUACGGAUACUAGAGAUUAUUUAUACAAAAUGAUUAGAAUAAUUAAUAUAAAAGAGGAAGUUUUGAUAAAUAUGCAAAUUAUUGGAGAUCUGUCUUAUGCGUGGAUAAUCAUUGAUAACUAUACCCAAAUUAUGCAGAAUGGUUUAAAGAGGGAUCCUUUCCUUGUAACAAAACUUCGGGCUGCAUUCUUAAAAUUAUCAACCGCCUUAGAUUUACCACUUUUAAGAAUAAAUCAAUCCGAAAGUCCUGAUUUCCUAAGCGUUUCACGAUAUUAUUCGGGAGAAUUAGUUUCAUAUGUUCGGAAAGUCCUACAAAUCAUUCCAGAGACAAUGUUUGGACUUUUAGCUAGAAUUAUUGACUUACAAACUAGUAAAAUAAAAGAGGUUCCUACUAGAUUAGAUAAAGACAAAAUGCGUCAAUUUGCCCAAUUAGAAGAAAGGCAAGAAGUUGCACGUCUUACUCACGCUAUAUCCAUUUUUACCGAGGGUAUGCUUAUGAUGAAAACAACAUUAGUUGGAAUAAUAAAGAUCGACCCAAAACAACUCUUGGAGGAUGGUAUUAGAAAAGAAUUAGUGAAGCAAGUUGCAUUAGCCCUACAUACCGGACUUGUUUUUAAUCCUAAGGCAAAAACACCGGAACUAACAAUCAAAUUGGAUCAUGUUGCUAAAAAAAUGGACGGAUAUCGGAGAUCUUUCGAAUAUAUUCAGGAUUAUGUUAAUAUUUAUGGAUUAAAAAUUUGGCAAGAAGAAAUGAGUAGAAUUAUUAAUUACAACGUUGAGCAGGAAUGCAACAGUUUCCUUAGAACUAAGGUACAAGAUUGGCAGAGUAUCUUUCAAUCAACUGAUAUUCCUAUUCCAAAAUUUGGAUCUGUUGAUCAAUCCGUUAAUUUUAUUGGAAGAUUAGCAAGAGAGAUCUUAAGAAUGACCGAUGCUAAAACUACAAGUUAUAUUGAUCAAACAAAUUCUUGGUACGAUACAAAAACAAAAGUAGAAGUAAUAAAUGUGAAAUUAUUUCAAAAAUUACAAAAGAGCGUUGGAACAUGGGGUUUAGGCGGUUUAGAUAGGUUUUUUUCAUUUAUGAUCGUACAGGAAAUGCAAAAUAUAUCGAUAUUUAUAAAAAAAAAUGUUCAAAACGAUAGAAAUUUGGUUGAAGCAUUAAGUCAAGUAAAUCAAAUGAUUAAAUCAAAAAAUAUACCAACUAAUAAACUAAACGGUUUCAUUUACAAAGGAAGUAAAUUUUGGCAGUAUUUUCUUGAUAUUAUUUUAAAGAUUGGACAAUUACAAAUUUUAAGACGUCAAAUAACUCAUGAACUAUAUACAACUUGUAAAUUUCAAUCGAAAUUUUUAUCGUCCGCUUUGGAAACAUUAAAUAAGGGACUGUUAGCCGAUAUUGAACGCCAUUAUCAAGAUCCUUCGUUACCAUAUCCGAAGGACGAAAAUCCAUUAUUAUAUGAAUUAUCAAUUUAUUUGGACAAUUGUGGAAUGAGUAAUCCAUUGACUAAAAUUUAUACAAAUGCUACUCAAUUUAAUAUUAAUUUUCCGCUACUUAUGUUCUUUGUCGUAUUGAAUCACAUACCGAAGUUAAUUUAUUCCAAAUCAGCUGGUAACUUAAUUUCUCGAAAGUUAUCUGAUAGCAUUGAUGGAACGCCCUUUAUUAUUGGUACAUUUAGCAUUCUAAAACAAUUUCAUAAAGACAAUAUGAAUAAGUUUUUGUCUUAUAUGGCUGCUAUCGUUAACUUUCAAAUAGAAUCUUUGCCAGGAGCAAAAGUUUUUGAUUGGCCUCCCGAUUUAACGAAUUGUUUAACAUUUACUGAAGAUUUUGCAAAGUAUGGUGGAUUAGAGAAGAAAUACUUAGAAGUUCAUAUUCCUAAAUUUAUACUCGAUGAGUUUAGAAAUGGAGGUGGUUCGUUAUUUACGUAUGAGUUGUUUGGAUGCGCGUUGAAUAUGACGAAAUCGGACGGCGAUGAAUAUGACACCGAAUACGGAGGUGGAGAGAUCUAG
Messenger RNA from Dimorphilus gyrociliatus, 3789 nucleotides. The record is from the annotation of a GenBank genome assembly. NCBI's taxonomy places the organism in Eukaryota, Metazoa, Annelida, Polychaeta, Dinophilidae.